AAAAAUAUAUUUACAUAUUAACUGGCCCAGUCCAAAAAAUAAUGGUAGUAAUGAGCCAGGUUAAAAAACCUAAACGUGAACUGUUCAAUGCCGAACAAAUCGAUGAUGGAGAAUUGCAAUCGGACGAUGAAGGCGGUGCCGGAGAAAAUGCCGAACAACAGGAUGAAAUGCAAAAAGAAAUCAAAAUUAUUGCUCAAGAAGUGAAAAUUGUCAAAUCCCUAGCAUGCAACGAUCUGAACAAAAGGAAUAAGCAAAUGAAAAAGUUGCGCAAAUGGUUGCAGCUACGCGCCCAAUCAUCCUUCCCCUUCCAACAGGAAGAUUUCAUGAGAAUUUGGAAAGGUCUCUACUAUAAUAUGUGGUAUUCCGAUAAGCCGUUGGUGCAGGAAGAUCUGGCCGAACAGUAUGGCAAACUGCUGGAGUGCUUCGAGGGCAACUUGGAGUUGAGUGUGAAUUUCUUUGGUGCUUUCCUCAGCACAAUGUGUAUUCAUUGGUUUGGCAUAGAUCAGUGGCGCAUUGAUAAAUUUAUGAUGUUGACCCGUCGUAUGCUGCGUUAUAUGUUCAAAAUAUUGAAAGCCAGCAAAUGGGGCAAAGAAGCCGUGGAAAUAUUCAAUAAACAUGCCACCGAAACGGUUUUAUUCGAAAAUGUGACGGCCAAAGGUUUGACCAUGCAUUAUUUGGAUAUUUUCUUUGAGGAAUUGGCCAAGGUCUCCGAGGGCGAUAUUUCGGCAGAGCAAGUGGCACUUUUUGUGAAGCCAUUUGUUGCGUUCACCACCACUCAGAAGGACUACCAGCUAAUUUCACAUUGCCGUACCAGGGUGUUCUAUCAUUUGCUAUACCAAAGUGAUCUGGGUAGGGAAUACUCGGACAAGUACAAUGCCUGGAAAGAAAUGGGUUUCCCCACCAAACACAUUGAUGAUUUGGAAAAGUGUGAGGACUCGGAAGAAGAAAAUGCCGACGAAGAAGAAAACGAGGAUGAAAAUCAAGAGGAGGUAGAAGAAGACGAAAACAAUCAAAACAAACACUUAGAUCCACGUGCUGGUAAUGUGGACGUAUUUAUGCCAGUAUUGCCCUUAGAUGCUGCACCAAUUAUUAAUGAUUUGGAAACCUUCCUCUAUAAGGAGGAGUGUGCCACAAAACGCCGCAAGGUGCUGAGAAAACUUGUAGACACUUUCAAGACAUACCAAAAUGGUGAAUUCCCAUUGGGUAUUAAGACAAUGCCAAGAUUUGAACAGAAAUCAGAGGUGCCCCUAAUUAAGGACAAAAUCAAGCAAUUAGAAAAUUUGGAGAAUGAAUUAUAUGGAGUCGAUAGGAAACUAAAACAGCUAACCAAACGCAAACGUAGAAAGCUUUUGAAGUCUUUGAAUUACGACGAAAUCGAUGAAAGUAAUUAUGAACAGAAAUUGGAAAAGGCAUUGCCAAAGGACUAUUUGGUUGAAAGAAGGAAAAAGUCUCAAAAGGCAUUUAUGGCUGGAUGGCUGGAAGAAGAACUGGAUGAGUCGGAUAUAAAACCCAAGAAGGCAAAGAAGCUUGAAAAUAUUACAGAAAAAGAAAAUGAUGAUACCAACCAAAAGGUCACGACGAAGAAGACUAAAAAACAAAAACUGCUCGCACAAGGUGGAACAGAAAAUGGUGUCGCUGGUGAUGAUGAUGAUGAACCCCAGAAGAAAUUAAAACGUUUGGAUAACAGCUUGACAAAUGGUGAAAAGAAAUCGAAUAAAAAAUCCAAGAAAAUCAAUGAAAGUCUUGCUCAAGAAGAAGAAGAAAACGAUAAUGGCAAGGAGAAUAACUCAACAACAAAUAUUGAAAAUAAAAAAUCCAAAAAGGUCAAAGAAAAUGAUACAAACGAGAAGGCGGCCGCAAAUGGUGGAGAUGCAAAACUGAAUAAGAAAACAAAAAAGGCAAAACAAGAAGAGGAUGAAUCAAAAAAUGUACCCACCGCCGCCGCCACAACAUUUAAUGGCUCGCCAAAUACUUCUGUAAAACAGACAAAAGUUUUAAAAAUUUCCGAUGGCUUACCCGAAACACCAAAAGCCAAACCUAAGGAACCAAAAGUUUUGAAAAUUUCCGAUCCCGAUGAACAGAUCACACCCAAAAGUAAGAAGUCACAAAAAUCGUUAACAUCAACACCGCUUAACGAAUGGGAUGAACCAUUGGGAGAAGGUGAAAUUGAAUAUUUUCUACCAUCACGCAAAUUACAGCUGAAGAAAGCCAAUGCCGAUUUGGUUGUGAAUCCUUUGGCCAAAAGUCGUCUUAGUGCCAGUCAACAAUCAACACCGUUGAACUCGAAAAAAUUAUCGCUGUCGACGGCAAAUACACCUAGCACUCCAGGUGGUACGAAACGUGUCAAAAUCGCCCUCAAGCACAAUACUUCACAGAAUCCUGCCGAAUAUAUACAGCAAAUUAAAAGUUCACCCAAUAUACCAUAUGAUGCUAAAAAGAAACCAGGCAAGGGUCUGUUGAAACCUAACGCCAUGCCCAGUCCCAUAAAUCCAUUUUACAAAAAGAAGAUCGGUUUGAAAUUACUUAAUGACACAAUUUGAUAUUGUUGCCGAAAACUAUCGUUUUUUAAAAAAUAAGUCAAUU
This is a messenger RNA of Musca vetustissima, 2583 nucleotides long. RefSeq names its product ribosomal RNA processing protein 1 homolog (gene Nnp-1). Gene Ontology annotation, biological process: rRNA processing. NCBI's taxonomy places the organism in Eukaryota, Metazoa, Arthropoda, Insecta, Diptera, Muscidae. The record is from RefSeq and is a predicted model, not a curated record. The transcript has a single exon. Bases 42 to 2540 code for a protein of 832 amino acids. Gene Ontology annotation, cellular component: preribosome, large subunit precursor; preribosome, small subunit precursor; nucleus.